CUGCGGCUCGCGUCACCAGCCGGCGACUGGCGCUGCGGCGGCGGCGGCCGGGGCGGCGGCGGGGGCGGCGGCGGCGGCGACGGCUCUGGGGUCCGCGUCUCGGGGUGUGUCGGCCGCCGCUGCUGCUGGGGCCUGGUAUGUACAAAUGGCUGGCUAGGAUCCUCGGCACCAUUUUCCGUCUCUGCGAGCGGCCGGCGCCCCCUGCGCGGGCCCCCCUGAAGAGGCGGCGCUCGAACAGCACUCUGUUUUCUACAGUGGACACUGAUGAGAUACCUGCUAAAAGACCAAGAUUAGAUUGCUUUAUUCAUCAAGUGAAAAGCAGUCUCUACAAUGCUGCCAGCUUAUUUGGAUUCCCAUUCCAGCUGACCACAAAGCCCAUGGUGACCUCUGCUUGUAAUGGAACACGGAAUGCGGCCCCUUCAGGAGAGGUAUUUUCGAACUCUUCGUCUUGUGAACUGACUGGUUCUGGAUCCUGGAACAACAUGCUGAAACUGGGUAAUAAAUCACCUAACGGAAUAAGUGACUAUCCAAAGAUCAGAGUGACAGUAACCCGAGAUCAGCCUCGCAGAGUUCUGCCUUCCUUUGGUUUUACUUCAAACGCAGAAGGCUACAGUAGAAGACCAGGUGGCCGUCGCCAUAGCAAAGGCAAUCCAGAGAGUUCCCUAAUGUGGAGACCUCAGGAGCAGGUGGUGACAGAGGUGACCUCUGAGGACAGUGGCAAGGGUCUGCGGCGUCCCCACUGUACUGUGGAAGAGGGUGUUCAAAAAGAGGAGAGAGAGAAGUACCGAAGGUUGCUGGAGCGGCUGAAAGAAGGAGGCCAUGGGAACUCCGUUCCUCCCAUAGCUUCAGUUCAUCACAGUUCUCCAAGAAGUCAGAUGGACACAUUAAAGACCAAAGGCUGGGGGGAUGAGCUAAGUCAUGGAGUCAAAACGACCCAGUUUGUUCCGAAACAAUAUAGAGUUGUUGAAACAAGGGGACCUCUCUGUUCAGUGAGAAGUGAAAAGAGGUGUUCAAAGGGGAAAAUUUCUGAUUCAGAGAAGACAGUUGGAAUCAGACUAGAAAAUGAGAGUAAUCUUUUUGAUCAGAGGAGGGGACACCAGCUAGAACCUGACUUAUCUGAAGAAGUUUCAGCCCGACUUCGCCUGGGCAGUGGAAGCAAUGGAUUACUCAGGAGGAAAAUAUCAAUACUUGAGACAAAAGAAAAACUUUGCUCAGGCAAAGAAAGGGAUAAAAGGACAGAUGAUCUUCUUGAUCUUACAGAGGACAUGGAAAAGGAAAUCAGUAAUGCCCUAGGCCACGGUCCCCAGGAUGAGAUCCUAAGUAGUGCUUUCAAAUUGCGAAUCACUCGAGGAGAUAUCCAGACCUUGAAGAACUAUCACUGGCUCAAUGAUGAAGUCAUCAAUUUUUAUAUGAAUCUUCUAGUGGAAAGAAACAAAAAACAAGAUUACCCAGCACUUCAUGCAUUCAGUACUUUCUUCUACCCCAAAUUAAAGUCUGGUGGUUACCAAGCAGUAAAAAGAUGGACCAAAGGGGUCAAUCUCUUUGAACAGGAGCUUAUUUUGGUGCCUAUUCAUCGGAAGGUACAUUGGAGCCUAGUGGUCAUAGACCUAAGGAAAAAGUGUCUUAAGUAUCUGGAUUCAAUGGGACAAAAGGGCCACAGGAUCUGUGAGAUUCUUCUUCAGUAUUUACAGGAUGAAAGUAAGACCAAAAGAAACAUAGAUUUGAAUCUUCUGGAGUGGACACACUACAGCAUGAAGCCACAUGAGAUUCCUCAACAGUUGAAUGGGAGUGACUGUGGAAUGUUUACUUGUAAAUAUGCAGAUUAUAUCGCUAGGGACAAACCGAUCACAUUCACUCAGCACCAGAUGCCUCUCUUCCGGAAGAAGAUGGUGUGGGAAAUCCUUCACCAGCAGUUGCUGUGAGAAUGUCCCGUUGGUCCCCGGAGCUGCUGGUAGUUCUUUUCACGGACAGAUGUUUCCAUAUACCUCAUGCAUUGUGGGUUAAGAAGUCCCCGCCUCACCUCUGUUCUCCCAGGUACUGAGCUAUCAAGUGCAUGAAGGCCUCGCACUGGACCGCACUGGACGUGCGUGGGCUGCUUGCAACCCUGUUCAUAAGGCUGUGCCUGCUCGGAGCCUUGGACCCUUCAACCCACACAAGAACAAACGCUGAUUUUUUUUCUUUAGAUUUUUUUUCCCUGUGAAUGUGGGAAAUGCAGGAUUUGUCCUGUGAUUGUAUUGUUUUUCUUUUUUUUUUUCUCGUGUGUUUGUUCACGUGUAUUCAUUUGCUCACUCGUCUGCAGACAUGAUGGGCAGUGGCCAUUUUCUGCUGCUCUUUCACUGUUAACUCUGAAUAUCUUGUUUGAACUAUUUAUUUCUGAAAAAAAAGAAUGUUAAUCAAGCUGCCACUCUCUGCAGAAGAUCAAGCUGGGACAUCAGACUGGGGGAGGAAGGAGGAAGUGUUCAUUUAACUCCACUCAAGCUGGAGUAGCAGCUGCCAACUUGAAGCUAGUCCCAUUUUUGGAGGCUUGAAGCAGUUCGGUGGGGGCGGACCUGACUGCCUCUCUGGAAUGUUUCACGCCGUGUCCUGCCGACGCAGAAUCGUGACCAAGGAGCUCUGGCCAGUUGAGCAGGGUCCGAGGAGUGUUGCGGUCAUUUGAAAGAGACUUCCUGGCUGGGGAUCAGGUGAUGCGUGGCUACUCUUGCAACUGGAUUUGAAGUAACUGUAAAACCUAAAUCUUCUUUUGACAUCCCAGAUCUGAUAUGAGUGUAAAGCUCAGAAUUGUGACUGUUGGCCUGAGCUGUUUAUUUCAAAAGAUACUGUUCAAUUUAAAGCUAUUUUUUUCUCAAAGUUCCUUUUUUGUUUUCUAUAUAUAGAUAUAUAAAGCCUAAAUUAAGUUUUGUAUACAUUAGCCUUUUCACCUCCCCCAUACCACCCCCGCCGCAGUUUGUGGAAGAAAAUUUGAUACUUGUCUCUGAGGUUGCCAGUUAUACAAUAAUCUAUUUUGCAUAUGAAAGUUUGUAUUUAACUUUUUUUGUUCAUUAAAAACCUUACAGAUGUGGUUACGCAUUCUUAAUUUCCUAAAGUUGAGAGUUGGUCAGCCCGUAUUUUGCAAGACCUAGUGCCUAGUGUUGCUUUUCCAGUGUAAUAAAAGGUUGUCUC
This is a messenger RNA of Sorex fumeus (smoky shrew), 3159 nucleotides long. It is a transcript of the gene SENP2, whose product is annotated as SUMO specific peptidase 2. NCBI's taxonomy places the organism in Eukaryota, Metazoa, Chordata, Mammalia, Eulipotyphla, Soricidae. The record is from RefSeq and is a predicted model, not a curated record. Gene Ontology annotation, molecular function: deSUMOylase activity. Gene Ontology annotation, biological process: protein desumoylation. The transcript is spliced from 17 exons. Gene Ontology annotation, cellular component: nucleus. Bases 138 to 1922 code for a protein of 594 amino acids.